UUUCUCCCGCGUCGAUCCCAGCUUCAAACCCUUGCAAAUGUCGGCGCGAGCAAUGCCGCUGACUCAUCCGCAUCCCAAUCCAUCCCAAUCCAGUCAAGUCGACUUUUUUUUAGUAUACCUUCAUUCCUCCCCGCGGUCCAGGCAACACCCAACUCCUGCCGGAAUUGAGAAGCCGAUGACUGAGCAGCCCGAAGUCAUUCAGGGAAUCUGUGUCGCCAGGAUCAAGAACGUUGCAGUGGAUCUAUCGGAUCCCUGGUUUGCUAGGUAGAGAUACCCCGCUAGCAUGAGUGGUCAAUCUUCGUCUCAACGUGCUGGUGGCCGUGUCCGAAGUGCUUGUGAUCUGUGCAGGCAGAGAAAGAUCCGCUGCGAUAACGUCCAGCCUGUCUGUGAGACAUGUCGUCUUGCCUGCGUGCCGUGCACCUUCACAGAUCAACCUGAGCUGCCCCGAAAAAGCCUUCGAGAUCAGCUCCAGGAUGCCAGAGCGCGAAUACAAGAGCUAGAAGCGCAAUUGGCCGUGCACCGUUCUUCGCCUAUCACAGACACCAGCGAGCGAAGUAACUCCGACACCUCGGCGAGUCCUUGGCUUCACUUAAUGACUCUGGACCACCUUCCAGACGGUCAUAAUCUAGACACUUCUUUGGCGACGUUUCAAGGAGAGAUUGCCCACUGCGGAGUGGGGAAAGCCGGCUCCAUUCAACGAUCGUCGUUCUUCUCUACAGUCUAUGAGAAAACCGGCUCUCCAAUCGAUCUCGACCACUUUCUUACCCAGGCGGCACAGUCACUCAAAUUCCAAGGCCUCUCGGAACGGAGAGGCCCCAAGCGGGCGCUGUCGCCUAAAUGGCCCUCCACGUCUCUGGUCCAGCACUCAAUAAAUCACUAUUCCAAAAGCGGGCUCUAUUCUAUCUUCCCGGUUGCGAAUGCUGAUGCGUUGAACGAAUUGGUUGAGGAGGGUGUACUGGACCAUCAAGAUGGCACUAUUCCCGCAGCUAAGCUGGCAUGUCUUUUUGCAUUCACUGCGAUGAUGAGCGUGAUGCAUCGACUCGAUUCGGCUUUCGUCGAUGCUGAACCUGAUGCUUACAUCCAGGCUGCGUUGUGCCUCGUACCCAGAGUUCUGAUGGAGCAGCCCACAAUCCGGGGCCUGGAAGCGAUUGUUUUGAUUAUGACUUACGUGAUGCCGGGUGCUCAAGUUGAACAAGGUCAAAUGCUCCUCUCUCUAGCUACUCGAAUGAUUCUGAGCCUCGGCGGCCAUCGAUAUUCAGCCAUCCACGAGCCAGAAGGGAGACACCUCCGAGCUCUGUUCUGGUUCUGCUACGGUGCAGAUAAGAACAUGGUCAUUCGCUACAACUGCUCGCCGCAUUUCAUCGACAUUGAUUGCGAGCUUCGGAUCCCGGACAACUAUGUCUUAUCGUCCUCCGACCACCAAUUCUUCUCGAGGCCACUUUCAAAUGACGAACUCCUCUUCCCCUCUGACGUCCGACUCUCCCUCCUCAAAUCCAAAGUCUACCAUCUGCUCUACUCCGACAGCGCUCGAAAACAGCCCGAGGCGCGUCGCCUGCAACACAUCCGCGAAUUAGACCAGGAGCUGACCGACCUCAAGGCCACAUUUCCGGUCAGCUGCUGGCCGGACCUCUUCGCCACAGAGACGGCACCCAACUACACCUUCCACGACCUGAGUCUGCGGGGCGUAUGCCUCCACCUGGAGUUCUAUUUUCUGGUUGGCAAAAUCCACGGGGCGAGUGGCGCUGUCGGCAGCAGCAGGAGCAAUCCCAGCUGGUCCAUCCUUCCAUCCAGCGCCGAGCUGUUCCACCAAGAAUCCCGAUCGAUCCUCACCUACAUUUGUCGGACGCGGGAGUUUCUCAAUUGGCACACAUUCUGGAUCUACGCUCAAUUCCUCCUUACCGGCGUCUUCUCGCUCUUCCAAUUCCUCAUCACCUACCCUGCCGCGCCGUCUUACACGAACGAUAUACAACUGCUGCAAACCGUGGUAGAUAUCUUUGUCGAUCUAGACAGGAACGAAUCGUCAGACAUGAGGGGACGAUUCCCGCCGUUCUAUUUCACCGUGUGUCUAGUCAAGCGGUUGAUGUUCCUGGCGAGGCAAGCUGCUGAGCGAGCCGCCGUGUGA
This is a messenger RNA of Aspergillus japonicus CBS 114.51, 2122 nucleotides long. RefSeq lists its product as uncharacterized. The transcript has 5 exons. Gene Ontology annotation, biological process: regulation of DNA-templated transcription; DNA-templated transcription. Gene Ontology annotation, molecular function: zinc ion binding; DNA-binding transcription factor activity, RNA polymerase II-specific; DNA binding. The record is from RefSeq and is a predicted model, not a curated record. Lineage: Eukaryota; Fungi; Ascomycota; Eurotiomycetes; Eurotiales; Aspergillaceae. The coding region runs from base 284 to 2122 and encodes 612 amino acids.